Messenger RNA from Ilex paraguariensis (yerba mate), 2976 nucleotides. The record is from the annotation of a GenBank genome assembly. NCBI's taxonomy places the organism in Eukaryota, Viridiplantae, Streptophyta, Magnoliopsida, Aquifoliales, Aquifoliaceae.
AUGAAAAACGCGAACGAUAAGCCACUCUCUGACCUGUUUCUUCCUUCCCUAAUAUUUUUCCUACCCCUCACCAUCCUUGUAUUAGUUCCCAUUUCCCAGUUUGAUGCUUUUGCAGAAGCUGCAGUAGUAGGAGAAGGCAAAGAAGUUGUUGCUCUUCAAACAUGGAAGGCCAGCCUAGAUAACAGAAGCCAAUACCUCCUGUCAUCUUGGAUUGGAAGCAACCCUUGCAAUAACUGGGAUGGCAUUGGUUGCAGCAAAUCUGGAAGGGUCAACCAAAUAGACCUCACGAGCUAUGGUUUAAGAGGUAAGCUUGAGGAUCUUAACUUCUCUUCCUUGCCGUAUCUCAGCUGCAUUGACAUGCAUAACAACUCACUGCAUGAGACCAUCCCCUUGAACAUUGGCAGGCUUUCUAGACUCACCUAUCUCGACUUGUCUGAUAACUGUCUUUCUGGGGUGAUUCCUUCUGAGAUAGGCUCAUUGAAAAAUCUUCAAUUCUUUUACAUGAUGGACAAUCUUAUCAAUGGCUCCAUCCCUCAAGAGAUUGGAAUGCUAAGCUCUCUCAAUGAGCUUUCACUAUCAAACAACAAUCUCAUUGGAUCAAUACCUCAAGAAGUUGGAAGGCUGAUUUCUCUUACUAACCUCUCACUAUCUGGAAACUCUCUCAUGGGUUCAAUCCCAGCUUCUCUAGGGAACUUGGUGAAUCUCAACUUUCUGCACCUGCAUGAGAAUAAUUUCACAGGAAGCAUUCCUUCUUUCUUUGGAAACUUGACAAACCUCAAGAUGCUGUGGCUACAAGAAAAUCUCUUAGCUGGCUCCAUUCCUUCAGCAUUGGGAAAGUUAAAAUCCCUGGUGGAUCUGAGAUUGAACACUAACAGACUCAUUGGCCUCAUUCCUCUGGAGCUGAAUAAUCUCACACACUUGAGAAGGUUUCAUUUAGGUGGCAACAAGCUCACUGGUCAACUGCCACACAAUAUAUGCCUUGGUGGCUUACUUACAAGGUUGGCUGCUCAAAAUAACAAUUUGAGUGGUAGCAUCCCAAAAAGCUUGAAAAAUUGCACUACCUUAUACAGAGUCAGGCUUGAUGGAAACCAAAUUUCGGGAAAUAUCUCAGAAGUUUUCGGCAUUUACCCAAACUUGGAUUAUAUUGAUCUGAGCUAUAAUAAAUUCUACGGUAAGCUACCUAAAACUUGGGGGCAAUGCCAAAAUCUAACUUGCUUGAAAAUUUCCGACAAUAAUAUUUCUGGGAGGAUACCGCCUGAGCUUGGAGAGGCAACUCAACUUGGUGAACUUGAUCUCUCUUCAAAUCUUUUGGAUGGGGAGAUUCCGAAAACUUUGGGAAAGUUGGGCUCAUUAAUUAUUCUCAAUUUGAACGAUAAUAAGCUUUCAGGUAAUAUUCCUCCAGAACUUGGUAACUUGCAUGAUCUUGCUUCUAUUAAUUUAGCUGCAAAUAAUCUAAGUGGCCCAAUUCCAGAAGAAGUUGGAGAGUGUGUGAAAUUAUUGGCGCUCAAUUUGAGCAAAAAUUUAUUUGGUGGAAGUAUUCCUUUGGAAAUAGGAAAUCUACAAUCUCUUGAAAGUAUUGACCUCAGCCAAAAUAUGCUCAUAGGCGAGGUACCACGGCAACUUGGACAAUUGCGAAGAUUGGAGACAAUGAAUCUCUCCCUUAAUGAGAUCUCCGGCUCCAUUGAAUCAAUAUUUGAUCAAAGCCUAAGUUUGUCAUCGGUUGACAUAUCCUACAAUCAAUUGGAGGGUCCUCUUCCCUGCAUUGCAGCCUUUCAAGAGGCUCCAUUCGAGGCAUUAAGAGGUAACAAGGGUUUAUGUGGCAAUGCCACUGGCCUAAGGCCUUGCUCUCCUGUAAAGAGCAAGAAAGAUAAUGACAGAAGGGGCAAAAGAAUUCUGAUUUUAAUCCUACUUCCUGUUGUGGGCACUUCAGUUUUUCUAUCUAUUGUUUUUGGGUUUUUUUGUGCUUUUUGGCCGAAAAAGAGGAGCAUAGCAAAUGAGCCUAGAAGAUCAAAUGGAAAUUUGUUCUCUACAUUGAGCUUUGAUGGGAAGAUUGUGUAUGAAAAUAUUGUUGAAGCCACAGAGGACUUCAGCUCCAGACACUGCAUUGGGGUGGGAGGAUGUGGAACUGUUUAUAAAGCCGAGUUGCCUGGUGGGCAAGUUGUUGCUGUAAAGAAACUUCAUGCAUCACAUGAUGGUGAGAUGCAGAAUCUACAAGGUUUUAAUAAUGAAAUCUGUGCUUUGACAGAGAUUCGACAUCGAAAUAUCGUGAAGCUCUAUGGUUUUUGUUUACAUACACGACACUCGUUCCUGGUUUAUGAGUUCUUGGAAGGGGGGAGCUUGGGAUAUUUUCUGAGCAAUGAUGAGCAAGCAAUGAGGUUUGAAUGGAGUAAGAGGAUCAAUAUUGUCAAAGGCGUGGCAAAUGCACUGUCUUAUAUGCACCAUGGUUGUUCACCUCCAAUGAUUCAUCGUGAUAUAUCAAGCAAAAAUGUUUUGUUGGAUUCUGUAUAUGAGGCUCACAUCUCUGAUUUUGGGACUGCAAGAGUUUUACAGCUCGACUCAUCUAAUUGGACUUCUUUUGCUGGAACUUUUGGGUAUGCAGCUCCAGAACUAGCUUACACAAUGGAAGUGAAUGAGAAAUGCGAUGUUUACAGUUUUGGUGUUCUGUCAAUGGAGUUGAUAAUGGGGAAGCAUCCCGGCGAGCUUGUCUCGUCCCUGUCAUCAUUGAUAACUGCCCAGAGUAUCCUGUUGAAGGAAUUAUUGGACAAACGCCUCUCACCUCCAAGUUUGCAACUGGCAGAGGAGGUGGUCUAUGUAAUUAAGCUAGCAUUGGCAUGUUUACAUCCUAAUCCUCUGUUUAGGCCAACUAUGCAGCAAGUUUCCCUGCAGUUAUUGAAACAAAAGCCAGCUCUACAAAAUCCAUUAGAUAUUGUUUCAUUAGACCAACUGUUAAAUAUCGAAUCUCCGACUUCCUACUAA